Messenger RNA from Salarias fasciatus (jewelled blenny), 7853 nucleotides. It is a transcript of the gene fasn, whose product is annotated as fatty acid synthase. Gene Ontology annotation, molecular function: phosphopantetheine binding; 3-oxoacyl-[acyl-carrier-protein] synthase activity; fatty acid synthase activity. Gene Ontology annotation, biological process: fatty acid biosynthetic process. Lineage: Eukaryota; Metazoa; Chordata; Actinopteri; Blenniiformes; Blenniidae. Gene Ontology annotation, cellular component: cytoplasm. The record is from RefSeq and is a predicted model, not a curated record.
GCGCCGCGCUGCCUCGGCUCUCAUUGGACUGCGCGGCCGGACUAGUGUCAGCCCAUGUGGCGUGUUAGGAGGAAGAAUGUCACACAUUUAAACCCGGAGCAGAAAAAACCCUCAAGACCGGCGGAAUCGGUAAGACUCGGAGGACCGAGCAGGGACACCGCGUGCUGACAGGUUAGACCGGAACGUUUGGACGCUCGUUCGAUCCCAGCUCGUCUUCGGCAGCAUCACGGACGCGCAGCAUGGAGGACAUCGUCAUCGCGGGGAUCUCAGGCCGUCUGCCAGAGUCUGACAACCUGCAGGAGUUCUGGGAAAACCUCAUCAAUGGAGUGGACAUGGUGACAGAGGACGACCGGCGGUGGAAACCAGGUCUCUACGGUCUCCCCAAGAGGAACGGUAAGCUGAAGGACAUCAGCCACUUUGACGCAGCCUUCUUCGGAGUCCACCCCAAACAGGCCAACACCAUGGACCCCCAGCUGCGCCUCAUGCUGGAGACCUCCUACGAGGCCAUCGUGGACGCAGGCCUGAAUCCGGCGGCGCUGCGCGGCAGGAAGAUGGGCGUGUACAUCGGGGUGAGCGGGUCCGAGGCGGGCGAGGCCUUCAGCAGAGACCCGGAGGAGCUCCUGGGCUACAGCAUGACGGGCUGCCAGCGCGCCAUGCUGGCCAACAGACUGUCCUACUUCUUUGACUUCAGCGGCCCCAGCCUCGCCAUCGACACCGCCUGCUCCUCCAGCCUGCUGGCCUUAGAAAACGCCUUCCACGCCAUCCGCCAGGGCCACUGCGAGGGGGCUCUGGUCGGAGGGGUCAACCUGCUGCUCAAGCCAAACACCUCAGUGCAGUUCCACAAACUGGGCAUGCUCAGCGCCGAGGGCACCUGCAAGUCCUUCGAUUCGUCGGGCAAUGGAUACUGCCGAUCUGAAGCGGCGGUCGCUGUGCUGCUGACCAGGCGAUCUGUGGCUAAAAGAGUCUACGCAACGGUGAUCAACGCCGGCAACAAUACCGACGGAUACAAAGAGCAAGGUGUGACCUUUCCCUCCGGUGACAUGCAGCAGAGGCUGGUCCGUUCUCUCUACCAGGAGGCCAAAAUCACCCCCGAGCAGGUGGAGUACAUCGAGGCCCACGGCACCGGAACAAAGGUUGGGGAUCCACAGGAAGUCAACGGUAUUGUCAGUGUGUUCUGUGAGUCCAGGAAGGAGCCCUUGUUAAUUGGCUCCACCAAGUCCAACAUGGGCCAUCCAGAACCAGCCUCUGGUCUGGCUGCCUUGGCAAAGGUGGUUCUCUCCUUGGAGCAUGGAGUUUGGGCCCCCAACCUGCACUUCAACACUCCGAACCCCGACAUCCCGGCGCUCGCCGACGGCCGGCUGCAGGUGGUGGACCGGCCGCUGCCGGUGCGGGGCGGCUUCGUAGGGAUCAACUCCUUCGGCUUCGGAGGUUCAAACGUUCACGUCAUCCUCCGGCCGGCGGAGCGGGCGGCGGCCCCCCCCCCGUCGAGGUCCCACCCCAGGAUCCUGCAGGCCUGUGGCCGCACGGAGGCUGCGGUGAGCGCCAUCCUGGCCAAAGGGAAGGAGCACGCCGCAGACGACGGCUUCCUGUCCCUGCUCAACGGCGUGUCGGGCGUGUCCGCCGCCAGCAUGCCGUACCGAGGCUACGCCGUGCUGGGCUCCGACGGAGACACGACGGAGGUGCAGCAGGCCGCCGCGGCCGGCAGGCCGCUGUGGUUCGUCUGUUCAGGCAUGGGCACCCAGUGGGCCGGUAUGGGCCGCAGCCUCAUGCAGCUGCCGUCCUUCCGGGAGUCCAUCCUGCGGUCCGACUCCGCCCUGCAGUCCACCGGCCUGGUGGUGUCCCGGCUGCUGAUGGAGGCCGACGACGCCACGUUUGAAGACACGGUCCACGCCUUCGUGGGCCUGGCUGCCGUCCAGAUCGCCCAGAUCGACCUGCUGUCCCAGCUGGGCCUGCGGCCGGACGGCAUCGUGGGACACUCGGUGGGGGAGCUGGCCUGCGGCUACGCCGACGGCUCGCUCAGCCAGGCCGAGGCCGUCCUGGCGGCCUACUGGAGAGGCCGCUGCAUCCAGGAGGCCGACCUCCCUCCAGGAGGCAUGGCGGCCGUCGGGUUGACCUGGAAGGAGUGUCUCGCCCAGUGUCCUCAGGGAGUCGUCCCUGCCUGCCACAACGCCGAGGACACCGUCACCAUCUCUGGUCCUAAGGACUCCAUUGCUGCGUUUGUGAAGGACCUGAAGGAGCAGGGAGUGUUUGCGAAGGAAGUGCGUAGCGCCGGCGUUGCUUUUCACUCCUACUACAUGGCGUCCAUCGCUCCGGCGCUGCUGGCUGCUCUGAAGAAGGUGAUCCCGGAGCCGCGGCGGCGCUCGUCCCGCUGGGUGAGCACCUCCAUCCCUCAGUCCGACUGGGACUCCCCUCUGGCCCUCUACAGCUCGGCCGACUACCACGUCAACAACCUGGUGAGCCCGGUGCUGUUCCAGGAGGCGCUCAGCCUGGUGCCGGACCAGGCGGUGGUGGUGGAGAUCGCUCCGCACGCUCUGCUACAGGCCAUUCUGAAGCGCAGCCUGAAGCACACCUGCACCAUCGUCCCGCUGAUGAAGAGGGGCCAUGCCAACAACCUGGAGUUCUUCCUCUCAAACAUUGGCAGGAUUUACAUGAAUGGCAUCGACGUGGACAGCGACCGGCUGUGCCCGGCUGUGAAGUACCCGGUCCCAGCCGGGACCCCUCUGGUGUCUCCCCUGGUUUUGUACCAUGCUCAGGCCUGGGAUGUCCCCAAGGUGGAGGACUUCUCCUUUGGCUCCGGAGGCUCUAAAUCUUCUGCUCUCUAUAAUAUUGACCUGGACUCUGCAGACCACUACGUGCUUGAGCACUGCAUCGAUGGCCGUGCUCUGUAUCCGGCCACGGGCUACCUGCUGCUGGCCUGGCGCACCCUGAUGAGGAGCCUGGGGACCGUCCUGGAGGCCACGGCCGUGACCUUCGAGGACGUGACCAUCCAUCGAGCCACCAUACUGCCGGCGGCUGGCUCCGUCCAGCUGGAGGUCAAUCUCAUGCCUGCCACCAAUAAGUUUGAAAUCUCUGAAAAUGGAAACCUGACUGUCAGUGGGAAGGUCGGCCUCUUGGAGGACGCCGCCCUGGAUUCGCUUCACCAGCAGAUCCAAGAGCAGAGCGCCGGGGACGGGGACGGAGACGGAGACGGCGGACGGCCUCUCAAGGCUCCGGACGUCUACAAGGAGCUGCGUCUGCGGGGCUACGACUACGGCAACGCCUUCCGCGGCAUUCUGGAGUGCAGCCACGCAGGAGAGCGGGGACAGCUGGAGUGGACGGGGAACUGGGUGACCUUCCUGGACGCCAUGCUGCAGAUGAUGGUGGUGGGGCUGCCGGGGCGCGGUCUCCGGCUGCCCACCAGGAUCCGGUCCGUGUGCAUCGACCCGGCCCUCCACCGGCAGCAGGUCGUCCGGCUCGCCGAGGGGAAGCAAGCCGUGAGCGUCCGGGUGAGCCGGCCCCUGGACAGCAUGGUGGCCGGGGGGGUCCAGGUCCGGGGUCUGCACGCCACCGUGGCCCCCCGCCGCCAGCAGCAGCAGAGCCCGCCCGUCACCGAGGAGCUGGUCUACGUUCCCUACCUGGAGACCGGGUGUCUCUCAGCCAGCGAGGAGCUGACGGAGCAGCUGGAGCGCUGCCAAGGUCUAGUCGGCGUCCUGCAGCAGAAGCUGGUUCCUCACGGCAUCAGACUGUCGGUUCCGGGAGUCCCUGGGCAGUGCGGCGGUCCGGGCGGCGGCGAGCCUCCGGAGCCCGGCCUGGUCCGGCUGCUGACCCGGCUCUGCGGGCUGGACCUGAACGGGAGCUUCCGGUCCGAGCUGGAGCAGCUGGUGGAGGCGGAGCGCUCCUGUCUCCUGCAGGACGUCCUGCUGAGGGGCCUGCUGGACCGGCCCCCCCUCAGACACUGCCUGGACAUCGUCCUGGAGAACAGCCCGCCCGGCAGGAUCCGAGUCCUGGAGGCUCUGUCCAGUGAGGGCCAGCUCUUCUCGCGGGCGGUGCCCCUCCUCGGCCUGCAGCCGGCGCUCCAUGUGGACUACACCGCCUCGGCGGCAGACCUGGACCUGCUGUCCGGCCAGCGGGCCCAGCUGGAGGAUCUGUCCGUGGCGUGCGCGCAGUGGGACCCGGCGGCGGGCCCCGCCCCCGCCGGCCUGGCGGCGGCGGCCGACCUGGUGGCAUGUAACCACGCGUUUGGCCCCCUGAGCGCGGACCCCGGCUCGCUGGUGGCGAACCUGGCGUCUGGAGUGCGGCGGGGCGGCUUCGUCCUGCUGCACACCCUGCUGAAGGGGGACACUCUGGGCGAGACGGUGGCCUUCCUCUGCAGCUCCGCCCACAACCACAAGCACCACGGGCUGCUCACACAGGCUGAGUGGGAGACGGUGUUUGAGGCGGCGUCUCUCAGCCUGGUGGCGCUCAGGAGGUCUUUCUACGGCUCCGCCAUCUUUCUGUGUCGCCGCCGGACCUCGGGCCAGCCGCCGGUCUUCCUGCCGGUGGACGGCAGCGACUACCAGUGGGUGGAGACUCUGAAGACGCUGCUGGCGGAGGCCUCGGACCGGCCGGUGUGGCUCACGGCGUCUCGCCCCCACAGCGGCGUCGUCGGGAUGGUCAACUGUCUCCGGCAGGAGCCGGGCGGCCACCGGAUCCGCUGUGCGUUCGUGUCCAACCUGAACGACUCGUCGGCGGCGCCGAACCUCCAGGCGGCCCAGCCGGACCUGCAGUCCGUCCUGGAGAAGGAUCUGGUGAUGAACGUGUACCGAGACGCGUGCUGGGGCUCCUUCAGACACCAGCACGUCACAAAAGAUGCCGGUGAGGAGCUGACGGACAGCGCCUACGUCAACGUGCUGACCCGCGGUGACCUGUCGUCCCUGCGCUGGAUCAGAUCCACCGCUCCGGACCCCCGGGCCGCCGGCCACGCCGCGGCGCCGUGCCACGUCUACUACAGCUCGCUCAACUUCAGAGACAUCAUGCUGGCGACCGGCAAGCUCCCUCCGGACGCCAUCCCAGGGGGGCAGGCGCUGCAGCAGUGCAUGCUGGGUAUGGAGUUCUCCGGGCGCGACGCCGCCGGCGGGCGUGUGAUGGGGCUGCUGCCCGCUAAAGGCCUGGCUACGCACGUGGACGCCGACAGGAGGUUCCUCUGGGAAGUUCCCUCCAACUGGACUCUGGAGCAGGCAGCCUCAGUACCGGUGGUCUACGCUACAGCGUAUUACUCCCUGGUGGUCCGCGGCCGGCUCCGGUCCGGGGAGUCGGUUCUGAUCCACUCGGGGUCGGGGGGCGUGGGCCAGGCGGCCAUCGCCAUCGCACUGAGCAGGAAGUGCCAAGUGUUCACGACAGUGGGCUCGGCUGAGAAACAGGCCUACCUGCAGGACAGGUUUCCCCAGCUGUCCACACACAGCUUCGCCAACUCCCGCGACACCUCGUUUGAAAAGCACAUCCUGCUUCACACAAAGGGCAAAGGGGUGGAUGUGGUUCUGAACUCUCUGGCUGAGGAGAAGCUUCAGGCCAGCCUCCGCUGUCUGGCUCGACACGGCCGAUUCCUGGAGAUUGGAAAGUUCGACCUCUCCAACAACUCCCCGCUGGGCAUGGCCCUGUUCCUGAAGAACGUGGCCUUUCACGGCAUCCUGCUGGACGCUCUGUUUGAGGAGGGGAACCGGGAGUGGGAGGAGGUGUUCCAGCUGCUGAAGGAGGGCAUCGCGGGAGGAGUGGUCCAGCCUCUCCGGACCACCGUGUUCCAGAGGGAGCAGGUGGAGGAGGCCUUCAGGUUCAUGGCUCAGGGCAAACACAUCGGAAAGGUCCUGCUGCAGGUGCGUUCUGAGGACUCCGACGCCUCCUGUCCUCUGUCCAUCCCAGCUAUCUGCCGGAGCCUCUUCCUGCCCAGCCACUCCUAUAUCAUCACCGGGGGGCUCGGGGGCUUUGGCCUGGAGCUGUCUGAGUGGCUGAUCGAGAGAGGAGCUCGCAUACUAGUGCUGACUUCCAGAUCAGGAAUCAGGAAUGGUUACCAGGAGAAGCGAGUGUGUGAGUGGAGGAGCCGCGGCGUGGACGUGCUGGUGUCCACCAGCGACGUGGGCUCGCCGGACGGCGCAGAGCGGCUGAUCGCAGAGGCCCGAGCUCGCGGUCCCGUGGGCGGAGUCUUCCACCUCGCCAUGGUGCUGAAAGAUGGGAUGCUGGAAAACCUGACUCCUCAGCUGUUUGUGGAAGUGAACAGGCCUAAAUGUGAGGGCAUCGUGAAUCUGGACCGGGUGACCAGACAGGUCUGCCCCGACCUCAGCUACUUCGUGGCCUUCUCCUCGGUCAGCUGCGGCCGUGGAAACGCCGGCCAGAGUAACUACGGCUACGCUAACUCUGCCAUGGAGCGCGUCUGUGAGCGGCGGCGCCACGACGGCCUGCCCGCCCUGGCGGUGCAGUGGGGGGCCAUCGGGGACGUCGGCGUGGUGCUGGAGACCAUGGGUGAUAACGACACCGUGAUUGGAGGGACGCUCCCACAGCGCAUCGCCUCCUGUCUGGAGGUGCUGGACUUCUUCCUCUGCAGGCGGCAGCCGGUGAUGUCCAGCUUCGUGCUGGCCGAGAGGACCAGGGUGCAGCAGGAGGCCGGCGGCGGCAGAGACCUGGUGGCGGCCGUCGCCCACAUCCUGGGCGUGCGGGACGUGAGCAGUCUGAAUGCUGAUUCCUCAUUGGCGGACUUGGGCCUGGACUCUCUGAUGGGUGUGGAGGUUCGCCAGACUCUGGAGCGGGAUUAUGAUAUCGUGAUGGCCAUGAGGGAGGUCCGCCAGCUCACCAUCAACAAACUGCGAGAGCUCUCCCAGAACGACAAGCCUGAGGGAUCCAACGCCAAGAGGGACGGCCCCAGCUCCGGACUGGACUCGGACCCGGCCCAGCUCCUGGUCGACCCCAACGGCCCCACCGUGACCCCACUGAAGGAGGCUCCCGGCCAGGGGAGGGCGCUGUUCGUGGUCCACCCCAUCGAGGGCUCCGUCUCCAGGCUGAAGACGCUGGCGUCCAGACUCAGCAUGCCCUGCUAUGGCCUGCAGUGCACCUCAGCCGCCCCUCUGGACAGCAUCCAGGCCCUGGCAGCGUACUACGUCCAGUGUGUCCGGCAGGCGCAGCCCGAGGGGCCGUACCGAGUGGCCGGUUACUCCUUUGGAGCCUGCGUGGCGUUCGAGAUGUGCUGCCAGCUGCAGGCCGGCGGCCAGUCGGUGGAGCACCUGUACCUCCUGGACGGCUCGCACUCCUACGUGGCCGCCUACACUCAGAGCUACAGGGCCAAGCUGACCCCGGGCAACGAGAGCGAGGCGGAGGCCGAGGCCCUGUGCGCCUUCGUCCAGCAGUUCACCGGCACCGAGUACAACAAGCUGCUGGACUCUCUCCGGCCGCCGCCGGACCUGGAGGCUCGCGUCGCCGUCGCCGUGGACCUGAUCGCCGCCGGACGCGCCGGCCUGGGACCGGACGCGCUGCGCUUCGCCGCCACCUCCUUCUACUUCAAGCUGAAGGCGGCGGACGGCUACGUGCCGGCGGGGAAAUACCACGGCAGCGUGACGCUGCUGCGAGCCGGAACCAGCAGCGAGGCGGAGCUCAACCUGGGAGCCGACUACAAGCUGAGCGAGGUGUGCGACGGGAAGCUGGCGGUCCACGUCAUUGAGGGAGACCACCGCACCUUCCUGGAGGGGGACGGAGCAGAGUCCAUCAGCAGGAUCAUCCACAGCUCACUGUCUGAGCCCCGAGACCGCUAGACCGGCCCAACCCCCCCGCAGGGCCCCCCACAGCAGGGCCCCCCACAGCACUCCCACACUAGACUGAUCCAGUCUGUUAACUGCUCAUUAGGGACCAGCGGG